Molecule: messenger RNA, 1089 nt
Organism: Bathycoccus prasinos
Lineage: Eukaryota; Viridiplantae; Chlorophyta; Mamiellophyceae; Mamiellales; Bathycoccaceae
Exons: 1
Coding region: 1-1089 (362 amino acids)
Cellular component (GO): eukaryotic translation initiation factor 3 complex; cytoplasm; cytosol
Molecular function (GO): translation initiation factor activity; metallopeptidase activity; protein binding
Source: RefSeq, a predicted model, not a curated record
AUGUCGUCCUCUUCGUUCGCGGCGUUGGCGUCGAAACCCGCGGCGGAGAAGGAAAAAGCAUCGGUCCCGGAAACGCCUCCGUUGCAUUCGGUACAGAUCGACGGCUCGGUGAUUCUGCAAAUCGCGAAGCACGCGCGAGAUUCGCAACCGUCGUUAGUGACGGGACAAUUGCUCGGUUUGGACGUCGGGUCGACGUUAGAGGUGACGAGUUCGUUUCCGUUUCCGUCGCAAUCGUCUUCGGAGAAUAACAACACUAACGAAGACAUUCAGGAGGAAGAAGGGGCGCAUUAUCAGUUGGAGAUGAUGCGAAUGUUGCGAGAGGUGAACGUGGACAAUAACACAGUCGGGUGGUACCAAUCGACGACUAUGGGGUCGUAUUUUACCGAAGAGUUGAUCGAAACGUUUAUUGAUUACGCGGAGAGUAUUGAGAGGUGCGUUUGUAUAAUUUACGACCCUACGGUGAACGAUUCGGAUGGCCAGUUUGGAUUGAAAGCUAUUCGCUUGACGGAUGCGUUUUUGAAGACGCACAAAGAAGUGAACGGAAAAUUUGAAACGAGCAAGAUUAAGGAUCGAGGACUGAAAUGGAGCGACGUAAUCGAGGAGGUACCGAUGGUGGUGAGUAAUUCGGUGUUGGUCAGCGCGAUGAUGAAGCAGUUGGACGCGAACGCAGACGGAAAGAUUGAACGAGACGAGAAUAAAUUAACCGAGGAAGAUUUGAAUCGAUUACACUUGAACGCGAACACGUUCACGACGAAAAGUUUGGAGUUUUUGAGCGAGUCAAUGGACGAUUUAGGGAGCGAACAGCAAAAAGUGGCGUAUUAUCAUCGAGCGAACCAUCGGUUGCAGCAACAAAAGAACGUGUGGUUGCAAAAGAGGAAAGCGGAGAACGCGCAGAGAGAAAAGAGCGGGCUGGCGCCGCUGAGCGAAGAAAAUCCAGACACGAGAACGCAGAACGAACCGAGCAGAUUGGAAACGUAUUUGAUUUUUAACCAGGUUAAUCAGUACUCGAAACAGUUGGACGAGCACAACGCUAUGGCGGCGGCAAAAUUGAAGUUAGUCUCGAGCGUUCGAGCCAACGAACAACAGUAG